Vespa velutina is the source of this 5348-nucleotide messenger RNA. It is a transcript of the gene IntS8, whose product is annotated as integrator complex subunit 8. Gene Ontology annotation, cellular component: integrator complex. NCBI's taxonomy places the organism in Eukaryota, Metazoa, Arthropoda, Insecta, Hymenoptera, Vespidae. Gene Ontology annotation, molecular function: protein binding. Gene Ontology annotation, biological process: snRNA 3'-end processing. The record is from RefSeq and is a predicted model, not a curated record. The transcript has 13 exons. The coding region runs from base 2197 to 5283 and encodes 1028 amino acids.
AAUGUAGUGCUAGUGCUAAAAUGUAUAAAAGUAUUAUUGUGUAAUUGAUAAGAAAUUAUUAGUUUUUUAUACAAUCUAUCAUUUUAUUUUUAUAUGAAUGUAAAGUUGUUAAAAAAUUCCAAUAUGUAGAUAAUAGGUAACGAAAUAUAUUUGACAUUAAUAAUUAUUUUUACCAAUAUUUAUCAGAUUGAUGGUAAUAUGAUUGAUUUUUGUUCAGUAAGUUUACUUUACGUUUCUUUUUUGUUAGUUGUAUCCCUCCAAAAUGGUCUUGGUGUUAUAUGAUUAUCUUUUAGACUGUUUAUACCAGCAGCUAAUAAAAAAGUGUUAUUAUUAAACUAAUAAUAAUUUAUCUUUACCUGAUAUUAUUAAUAUUUUUACCCGUUUUCCACGAUGGAAAACUCUGAGGCUGUAAUUCACCCAUAGCAGAUAUAACUGCUAUAGAUAGUUUAGGCUCAGGAUGUUGAAAUAUUGCUCUACAUACAGAUUUCUUAAAUGCAGGAGGCAAGUUUAGAGAAUCUAUGAUUAUGAAAAUAUAUAUAAUAUUUUUAAAUAUUUGCUAUGAUACAAAUAGUUAAUACUUAAAUAAACAAACAUACUUGCAAUGUCAUCUGUUAGUGGUACUGUUAUCUUUUUAAUAGAUUGUUUAAAACGUUUCUCUUUAAAAGUUUGUAAAAAUUUGCGACAAAUAUCAGAAAUAUUUUUUCCAUCUAAAUUUACUAUAUACAAAAAACAAAAAGUUAUAUUAACUACUAUAUUUACUAACAAAUAUAGAAACUAUACAAUAAACCAACCCAAUGUAUUACUGUUAGCAAUGAGACUUUCUUUAUAUCUGUGUUUUUGAACAACUGGAUUACCAUUCAUAUAUAAUUCUCUGAGUGAAAUUAAUGUACUUAUUGUUUGAGUUAAAUCUUCAAUAUCUUCAAGUAAAUUAUUUUUUGCUUCCAAAAUUUCCAAUUCAUUAAAAUUUGCUAUAUCAUUUAAAGUCGUCAUUUUAUUAUUUGAUAUGUUAAGCUUUUUUAAACAUUUCUGCAAUAUAUUAUCACAUAAUAUGCACAAUAUUAACAUAUAAAUUUCUAUGAAUCAAUUAUAAUAUGCAAAAUUAUUUUGAAACAACUUACAGAUAAUGUUACAACACUGCGCGGCUCAAAGCAUAAUGUUUCACCUAUAGUUAAGGAUUGAUUUUCUACAUGUAGCUCUAUUAAAUUUUCGGCAUUUUCUAAUCCCUCAAUUACACUAAUGCAAUUAUAUCCUACAUAAAAUUUGCGCAAAUUCUGUAGACAAUCUAAAUUUUCUAACUUCCUUAUUUUGUUAUGUUGCAUAUAUAAAUGUGUUAAAUUCGUCGCAAAAUGUAAAUUUUCUAUAUGUGAUAUAUUAUUAUCUUGAAGAUAUAUCACUUUCAAAUUUUUACAUACCGCAAAAUUACCCUAUAAUAAGAUUAUAUGUUUAAUAUGAAAAUUGAACAGUCGCAUAAUUUUUGUAAAAAUUAAUUUACAAUUUCAUUGAUAAACAUUCCAUUCAUGUACAAGUGCGUUAAUUUCCAUAAUUCUUGCUUUUUAUUUGAUUUACUAAGAGAUUUUGAUCGAACUUGAGCAUACUUUUUUUCGAUAAAUUUUGAUGUUAAUUUCACCAUAAUUAUCAAUUUCUGUUUCUUAAAUUAUUUAAAAGAUCGAAAACUAUUCAAAAAGGUAUUACCUUUGAAAUAUAAAGUUAAGUUUCAUCGAUUAAACAAGCGUUACGUAGAUCGCCAAAAAUCAUAUAGUACAACGGACCAAUCACAAGUUUUAUAAAGUUCAUAAUCAUGAUCAAAAGCAUGUUUUAUUAAUAAAUUAAUAGUAUUCUAUAUUUCCAAAAUCUUAUUUCAUUAACAUUAUAAACACAAAUUUAUAUUAUUAUUAUAUUUAUAUGAUAAUCAGUAUUACUGUCAUAUUACUACAUAAUAGUGUGUAUAUGUAUAUAUAUAUAUUGUAUAAGGUUACUAAAAUAGUGCGUAUAUAUAUAUAUUAUUUAUUGUAUAAGGUUAGAAGAGGAAAAGGAAGGACGUCAUUUGCUUCGAAAGCAUCAGUGAAGUAUCAUGUGUGUUGUUCUACUCUUACAAUGUUUUGAAAUAUAUUCUUUGUGUUAUUGAUAUAAUAUAAAAAUUUAUGUAUAUAUAAAAUUGACAAUAAAAAAAUAUAAUUAGUUAAUUUACAACGAAAAAUGGAGAGAUUAUUUGGAACUAAAUGUAACUCGUAUCAGUACAAAUCUGUUUUUAAUAAUAUUAAUACAAGAAAUAUGGAUGUAGAUUUGUUAAGACCAGGAACGGUUCCUAUUUCACCAGAUACAAUUCUUUGGUUUGAAUUUUUAUUAAAUCCGUCUUUACUACAGAAACAUUUAUCAAAGCCCAAUCCAGACCCAUCAUCUACUGAUUUGAUAAUUAAAUUUAUAACAAUUAAUUCUGAUCAAAAGGAGAGUGAUACAAAAUCGACAGAUGUAGAAGUAAAUGAAACAAAAUCUAGCAUGACAAAAUGGUCACAUAAAAAUCUUGCAUUAAAGAUUCUUUCUUUGAAAGUAGCUGCGCAUUUAAAAUGGAAUUUAGAUAUAUUGGAAAAGAAAUUACCUUUACCAAUACAAGUAACUUUAUUGCAAGAUUUGUUCUAUAUAACAACAGAUGCUAUUGUUGAAAUACCUGCAAUUCCUGAUAUUUCUAUACAUAAUGUUUCUGAUCAAGCACUGUUCACAAUUGUCUUAUAUCACAGGUGGCAUAUAAGAGCAAUAAUUUAUAGAGCUCUGCAUAAUAAGCAAUCUAAACAGCAGUUUCUUCAUAUACCAGGUAUUCAGGAAUCUACUUACGUACCAUCAGGUAUGGUGGAUGAGAUUAUUAGAAAAUUAGAAACACAUAUACCCAAUAGUGUUAAUACUUUAAAUGCAGUCUUACAAUCAACGGAUUUAAAAUUGAAAGCACUCUCUUUUGAUACUUUUCAAAUGCUUACCGAAGAUAGUACAGAAAUUAAACAAAAUUGGGAAAAUAUGUAUUCUAUCAAUAUUGAAGAAGUUAAAUGUCAGAUACAUUAUGAUUUGGCUGUAUUUCAUUUAUUAAGAGAAGAAUAUCAAGAAGCAAAGAACCAUGUUGGUCAAGCAAAAGAAAUAUUUUACAAAUUUGAUACCUCAGAUUCAUUGAUAUAUUGCAAGAUACAAAAGGAAUUCUUAGAUGGAUGUUGUUUAGCUUGUGAAGUACCUAUAGAUGGUAUUAUGUCCACUCUAUCGCAACAGUUACAGUCUUCUAUCAAAGAUCAAUAUGUAAAUAUAUUGCAAAUUUUGCAAACUGAUAAUAUUUCAAGAGAUAUACCAAAAGUCUAUAGGGAUAAUUUAGAAUUAGAUAUUCAAGGAGGAUCUGUAAAUAGAAAACUUGUAGUAGCUCGUGAUUUAUUAUUACAAAUUCAAUGUUUGAAUUUAGUUCGUAAUAUACUCAAUGAAAGUGUUAUUCUUGGAGAUUAUGUUUCUGAAAUACAAUCAGCUGGUACUAAAGGACUUGAUGUGCUUUUCUGGGCUCUUGAUAGUGUUCUGGAAAAAGCAACUCUAGUAGACAAAAAAUACAUCUCUCGUUAUUUACUUUAUCUUGUAAAUACAAGUAAUUUAGAAGGAUUGGCAUCUAAAUUACUUAAUGAUCCUGCUUAUACAGCACUUUUCAAUGAAAGGGAAUUACAUGAAAUAGAAAAAAAGGCAUCUAUUGAAGAAAUGGAAUUACCAAAUUUAUUAUUAAAUAAUGACUGGGGCAUUACACCUAUGAGAUCUGCAUAUAAUACAGGGAUAGAAGUUUUUGAAUUAGAACAAAAACUCAUACAAUCUUAUGAUAGUCAAGAAAUUCAUGAAACUUUACUACUUUUGGAUAGCAAACUUCGUAUGAAGCCAUUAUGGCAUAUAAACAAUUAUUGGGAAUUACCUAUACCAUUACAAAGUGUUGUUAUGUCUCUUCCUCGAGGAUUUCUUCAAGACUAUUCAUAUGUUCUUUUGGCUAAAAGCAGAGAAUUAGUAAUAUCUAAAGACUUUGAAGGAGCUAUUGAAUUGUUACUUGUUUUAGAGAAGGAAGUACAACAACAUUCACAAAGUGGAAAUACAUUAAUUUAUAAAUUAUCUAAGUUAAUAAAUUGGGAGUCAUUACUUGUUGAUAUAUGGAGAUGUCUCCAUGCCUGGCCAGCAACAAACAUAUGUAAUAUAUCAAAUUUAGUUGCAAGAAGUAAACAAUGUCUUGGUGCAUUGCAAGCAACUGAUCAAGUUAUUCCAAGACAAGAAAUAAUUGAAUAUUGUACUGUUUUUCUAUUAAAUAUGGCCGAAUGGGAUUAUCUUACAAGUUUAGAAAAACGAUGGAGUUAUACAGAAUUUGCAGCUGCUAUUAGUAGUGUUUGUCAAGAUAUUGUUAAAUAUAAAGGGACACGGAAAUUUCCUAGAGAAGCAUGGGAUAUGAUUUUGACAGCUUUUGGAGCACCUAGAGACCAGCCACAAAAACGAAGCAGUAGUGGUAAUAGUGGUACUACUACUGGAAGUGCAUCAAGAGAUGCCAGUGCUAGUAUAAUAGGAACCUUAAAUAGACUACGUGAACCAAUGGUUCUUACUGUUGUUAUUUCUCUCCUAGCACGUUUACGUAAUGUAUUACGCGAUGAAUCUAGUUUAGAAUUGCAUACACAAUAUCUUACUCUCUGGCCAGCAGGAGUAUUAAAUACUAACUUUUAUAAUAUUAGAUAUAUUGGAGAGUUAUUAUUUCAAUUAUUAAUGCAAGCCUUAAAAUAUCACCCCACUAAUAUUCCUUGGCUAAGAUUAACAGGUGAUCUUAACUUUGUUUUAGGUUAUUAUGAAAGUGCAAUGAAAUAUUACCUAGAAGCAAUAAUGGUUGCUAGCGAUUUUUUCAGUCAACCUAUACCACGUGCACAAAUAGAUGAUCUUGUUUACAGAAGAAUGAUUAAAUGUUGUGCUCAUUUGCAAUGUUAUACGCAAGCAGCUAUAUUAUGUCAAUUUUUGGAAGAAGUAGAUUAUUCUCUGGCAUUUAAAAUGGCAGGAAGCGAUCAAAAAAGUUGUACAACAGCAGAUGCAAUGGAUGCAUAUUAUCAUUGCAUUUGGGAUACAACAAUAUUGGAAUAUCUUAUUCAUUUACAUACUAAACGUGGUGAACAUCAUAGAAAGCAACUUGCUAUUAAGAUCAUAGGUCUGUUAGAGUUGAAUUCUAAUAAUAAUGAAGAAAUCCAGAGAGAAGCAGCAAAUAUAAGAAAAGCAAAAUUUUUAAGAGCAUUAACAAAACAAUAUGUGUAUUAAAAGAAUUGUAUAUAAGUUGUAUAUUAUUCUUACAAUAGGAAAAUAAAAUUUAUAGUUUUAUAAUA